AGGGCAGGGACUGAGCAGGAGCCGCGGCCGCCCCCGGAGCGCCGCCGCGGCCCAGCCCCAGCGGCCACCUCCGGGAGCCGGCCUCGGCCAAGUCCAGCCCGACAGCGGGAAGAGCAGCCGGGCCAGUCCCGAGCCAGAGGAGCCGCCCUCCAGCCAUGGCGACCAAGGCUCGGGUUAUGUAUAAUUUUGAUGCUGAACCUGGAAAUAAUGAAUUGACAGUUAUUGAAGGAGAGAUCAUCACAAUUACAAAUCCGGAUGUAGGUGGAGGAUGGCUAGAAGGAAAAAAUAGCAAAGGAGAACGGGGACUUGUUCCCACAGACUACGUUGAAAUUUUGACUAAUGGUGGGAAAGAUCAGUUUGCUUGUGGAAAUUCAGUAGCUGACCAAGCCUUCCUCGAUUCUCUAUCAAGUACAGUUCAAGUCAACUCCUCACUUGCCAACAGUAAUAACCAGGGGGAUAUUUUGGCUCAGAUUGGCUACAUCGAAAGCCUCAACCAGUCACCACCUUCAUCUUCUUCUCCUUCUCCUCCUUCUAUAAAUGAGGUCAGCAGUGCAAAUGACCCUUGGUCAAAUUGGAAUACUGGUAAAUCUGGAAACUGGGACAGCUCAGAUGGCUGGGGAACCAAAUCAGAAGGUUCCUCUGCUCAGAAAAACACUUCCAACAACUGGGAUGCUGCCUUUGGUCAUCCACAGGCCUACCAUGGACCAGCAGCUGCCGGGGAUGACGACGACUGGGAUGAAGACUGGGAUGACCCCAAGUCAUCACCUCCUACUUACUUCAAGGAUGUAGAGUCUACUGAAGCUGGAGGGACCCCUCGAGGCAAUGCUCGUGCUGGUGGGGCUUCUAUGAAGAUUCCACUUAACAAAUUUCCUGGAUUUGCAAAACCUGGAAUGGAACAGUACUUAUUGGCAAAGCAGCUAGCAAAACCCAAAGAGAAAAUUUCCAUCAUUGUUGGAGAUUAUGGCCCAAUGUGGGUUUACCCUACCUCUACGUUUGACUGUGUUGUCGCAGACCCCAGGAAAGGCUCCAAGAUGUACGGGCUGAAGAGUUACAUCGAAUAUCAGUUGACAGCCACAAACACUAAUCGGUCCGUCAACCACCGGUAUAAGCACUUUGACUGGCUCUACGAGCGCCUCCUGGUUAAGUUCGGCUCCGCCAUUCCCAUCCCUUCCCUCCCGGAUAAGCAGGUCACCGGUCGCUUUGAAGAAGAAUUUAUAAAGAUGCGCAUGGAAAGACUUCAGGCCUGGAUGACCAGAAUGUGUCGUCAUCCUGUCAUCUCAGAAAGUGAAGUUUUCCAGCAGUUCUUGAAUUUCCGGGAUGAAAAGGAAUGGAAAACGGGGAAGAGGAAGGCGGAGAAGGACGAGAUCGUGGGAGUCAUGAUAUUCUCCACCAUGGAGCCCGAAGCCCCGGACCUGGACCUGAUCGAAAUAGAACAGAAGUGCGAGGCUGUGGGGAAGUUCACCAAAGCCAUGGAUGACGGCGUCAAGGAGCUGCUGACCGUGGGACAAGAGCACUGGAAGCGCUGCACAGGACCAUUGCCCAAGGAAUACCAGAAGAUAGGAAAAGCUUUGCAGUGUUUAGCAACUGUAUUCAGUUCUAGCGGUUACCAAGGUGAAACAGACCUCAAUGAUGCAAUAACAGAAGCAGGAAAAACUUAUGAAGAAAUUGCUAAUCUUGUGGCAGAGCAGCCAAAGAAAGAUCUCCAUUUCUUGAUGGAAUGUAAUCAUGAGUACAAAGGAUUCCUUGGCUGCUUCCCUGACAUCAUCGGUGCUCACAAGGCGGCCAUAGAAAAGGUGAAGGAAAGCGACAAGCUGGUGGCCACCAGUAAGAUCACCCCCCAGGACAAGCAGAACAUGGCCAAGCGCGUCGGUGUCAUGUCUUACGCACUCCAAGCGGAGAUGAACCACUUUCACAGUAACCGGAUCUAUGACUACAACAGCGUCAUCCGCCUGUAUCUGGAGCAGCAGGUACAGUUUUAUGAAACGAUUGCAGAAAAGCUGAGGCAGGCCCUUAGCCGCUUUCCGGUGAUGUAGGACAAAACUAAAGGGACGUGAAGAAAACUCCGAAGUGCUUCUUUCUGACUUGGGGCAAUGCAAUUUAAAGUUUGUUUUCUGUUCUUUUUCUUCUUUCACCAUCCCCCCAAAAAAAAAAUCCAAAAAAUAACUGAGUUGCAAAAAAAAAAAAAAACCAAACAAAAAAAACACAAACCCACAAAAUUAAGAUGUUUACUUUAUUAACCAGCCUAAAUGCACCAUUUAUUCAAGGGUAUCCCUUUUUUUAGUUCAUUUUUCAUAUCCAUUAUUUAAAAAAACAAAUUUUUCUCUAUUUUUGGAAAGUACUUCAGAUUGCUGGGACUUGUUAAUGAAAAAAAUAAGAGUUUUUCCCACUGAUUUUUAUAUAGAUUCCUACUCUCUUAAGUCACAUAAAAUCUUCUAGUUCUUACCCAAUGUCAGAUAAAUACUAAUUUCUUUAAAAACAUGAAAUAUGCCAGAAUAAAAAGAUAUAUAUGUUUGUAUAUUUUUAUAACUCUACAGUCUUUGGGGGGAUUCCUGUCUACUAUUUAGCAAAAUCCACAUACAUUUCAUUUACACAUUUGAAACAUAAUAGCUUAUAUUUGGGGGUGGAGAGCAAGAGGGAGGUGAAAAGGGGGCCCCCUGGGUUUUUUAGGUCUCUGUUAUGUUCUAAAUUUGUCACUGUUUACCUCUUUGAAAAGACUCCAAACUCACAAAACAAACCAGAUACACCCAUAGGCUCCUUCCCUUGCUGCCAUUUCCUCGCCUAUCCACUAGCUCCAAAGUAAUUUCUAUGACACUUGCCCUGUGGCCUGUGAGGAUUUGUGUAUCUGUAUAUUGUUCCUUCUUUCAGAUUGGAGUCAAAGGGCAACAAACACCAAGAAUCACUGGGCAUUCCUGCUGGGGUGUCCCCUCCCCCCCAACCCACCCACUGAGGGGGCAGCCCAAGCCUUCUAGGCCCUUGGGGCACUUGGGGGUGGAGGGAGAGUGAACCAAGCCCUCCUGUCAGAUGUUCCACCCUCUCCUGGCUGAGACCAGAUGCUGGUGAUGAUGGCAUGUUGUGGCCUAGAGCCCUGUGGGGUAGGGCGGGAGAGAGGAAAGGGCUGCCCCCCCAGGUGAUGGAUACACAUGAAGCUGGGGGAACGGACAGCAGUUCUCUGUGCUUUGUUUCAGGAGGGGCUGCCGGGCCUCCUCCCAGUGGCUGUGUCCUCUGCAGGGCUUUCCUUCACACAGGAAUGUCCCAGUGCAGGCUGCCCAGUGUGGUCACUCAGCCAGACCGUGAUGGAACCCUGAGGCUAACACACCAGGAGUCCAGCUUGCUGCAGAGGGCCAGGGGCUACUUUCUGAGCUCUGGGGGCUGCCUUACUUUCAUUUUUCUGUACUAAUGAUUAAAGAAAAGAAAAAAUAGAGGCUAGCAUAAGAUGAAACCAAAAAAAAUAAUAACAAAAUGAGGAUAUGUGAGAACAUCUACACUUCAGCAUCAGGGGUUUUUGUUAAUCUUUUUAUAAAUAAUUUUCCUCCCAAGCUUUCCUUUUAUAAAAUUCCAGAGAGCCAUGUUUAUGAUACAGCCAUUUAAUAUAUGUACAAAUUGUAAAGGAUGUGUAUAAAUGUUUUACACCAAAUGUAAGAGCAUGUAGAAACAUCUUAUAAAAUAAAUUGUUAAAAGGUG
Messenger RNA from Gracilinanus agilis (Agile Gracile Mouse Opossum), 3681 nucleotides. It is a transcript of the gene SNX9, whose product is annotated as sorting nexin 9. Gene Ontology annotation, biological process: mitotic cytokinesis; cleavage furrow formation; mitotic cell cycle. The transcript is spliced from 19 exons. Gene Ontology annotation, cellular component: plasma membrane; cytoplasmic vesicle. Bases 156 to 2033 code for a protein of 625 amino acids. Gene Ontology annotation, molecular function: protein binding; phosphatidylinositol binding. The record is from RefSeq and is a predicted model, not a curated record. Lineage: Eukaryota; Metazoa; Chordata; Mammalia; Didelphimorphia; Didelphidae.